Besnoitia besnoiti is the source of this 1530-nucleotide messenger RNA. RefSeq names its product protein phosphatase 2B catalytic subunit, calcineurin family phosphatse superfamily protein. The record is from RefSeq and is a predicted model, not a curated record. Gene Ontology annotation, cellular component: cytoplasm; calcineurin complex. Lineage: Eukaryota; Apicomplexa; Conoidasida; Eucoccidiorida; Sarcocystidae. Gene Ontology annotation, molecular function: calmodulin binding; calmodulin-dependent protein phosphatase activity. The transcript has 14 exons. Bases 1 to 1530 code for a protein of 509 amino acids. Gene Ontology annotation, biological process: calcineurin-mediated signaling.
AUGGAGCCGCUCGCAGAUCCACUUCAUGACCGCGUGGUCACGAGUAUCCAGCCGCCGCCCGCGCAGCCUCUCAAACAGUCUCUGCUCUACCCCAACGGGCCUUCGAACCCUCCCAACUGGCAGGAGCUGCGUAGUCAUCUGCAGCGGGAGGGACGCCUCGCGAAGGAGGAUUGCAUGGAGUUGAUUAAGAGCGUGACAGAGAUCACCUCGAACGAGCCGAACCUCCUCCGACUCAACGACCCUAUCACAGUCGUCGGAGACAUUCACGGCCAGUUCUACGACCUCCUCAAGCUCCUCGACGUCGGCGGCGAUCCCGACACGACUCAGUAUCUCUUUUUGGGGGACUACGUCGAUCGCGGCUCGUUCUCCAUCGAAGUCUUGCUUCUGCUCUACGCCAUCAAGCUGAAUCACCCGACGCGAGUCUGGCUCCUCCGAGGCAAUCACGAAUGCCGCCAAAUGACUUCCUUCUUCAACUUUCGCGACGAAUGCGAAUGCAAAUACGACAUGACCGUUUACUUCGCCUUCAUGGAGGCAUUCGACGCGUUGCCGCUGGCGGCUGUGAUCAACGGCAAGUUCCUGGCGCUUCACGGCGGCCUCAGUCCGGAGCUGAAAGUUCUGAGUCAGAUCGGCGGCGUGAACCGCUUCCAGGAACCGCCGAGGGGCGGACUCUUCUGCGAUCUCCUCUGGGCCGACCCGCUCGAUGAUUCCAAAGAUGACUGUUCGCAGAGUCCAGAAGACAGCUUUACGCCGAACGACGUUCGCGGUUGCAGCUUUUUCUUCGGCUACGCGGCGGCCAGCAAGUUCCUCGAUCGCAACGGUCUUCUCUCGGUUCUGCGCGCGCACGAAGCGCAGCUCGAGGGGUACAAGAUGCAUCAAACGAACCAGAAAACGGGUUUUCCGACGGUCAUCACGAUCUUCUCUGCGCCGAAUUACUGCGACGUGUACAACAACAAGGGCGCCGUUCUCAAAUUCGAGAACAACACCCUCAACAUCCAGCAGUUCAACUUCAGUCCGCAUCCGUAUCACCUCCCGAACUUCAUGGAUGUUUUCACUUGGUCAAUUCCGUUCGUCUCAGAAAAGGUGACUGAGAUGCUCUACGGUAUUCUGAAUCCCUCCGUCGAUGAGGAAGAAGACGACGAAGACGUUGAUGACGUCGAGCUCCCCCCCGAAGUUAUCAACCUCAUGAAGGCGCACAUCCCGUCCGACGAUGCGAGCAUGAAACGGCAGAGCGGAGGAGGCGACACGCGCAUGUCCAAGGAGCGCGCGGAUGCGCUGCGGAAGAAGGUUCAGUCCGUUGGGCGGCUCAUGCGAGUCUUCAAGACGCUCAGACAAGAGAACGAGCUGAUUGUGCGACUUAAGGGCUGCACGCCUGGACACCGCAUUCCCGUCGGACUUCUCCUUCAAGGCAGGGAAGGCAUCGUUAACGAGCUGGACAAGUUUCAGAAUGCCAAGGAGAUCGACUUGAUGAAUGAACGGCGACCGGACGGAGGAGCGGCGCCGGGCGGUUUGCCGAACAACAAGAGAGCCUAA